UAGAACAAGAGUGUUGGCAAUGCAUUGAAAUUUCUGCUUUCUGAUUAAGCAAACUCAGACAGCACUGCAGCAAAAGCAAUACUCUCUCUCUAUGUCCCUUUCUUCUCCUCCAUCACCGCCUUCCACACGCUAUAUAAAUACCAUAAACCCCACACUUCUCUUUGGCUUACUCGAUUCCAUUUUCAAAACCUGCCUCACUCUUCUCUCUCGAUUCGCUCCGCCAUGGCCGAUAGCCUCGCCGUCCUCGCCGAGGCUCUUCUGCCAUCCUCCUCCGCGGACGAGUUUCUCCAGAGGCUCCGCUCCGAUGAUGCCGUCCGGUCAGGUCUCACAGCCUUCUGCUCCGUCCUCCGCGGCGGCCUCCAAUCCUCCGAUGACGGAACCUUGCGCUUCCUCUCGUGGAACGACGCGCAGAUUCACGCGAUUUCCUCUCUCGCCUGUGCAAUCGCUUCCGCUUCUCGAUCUUUGUCAGUAGAGCAAGCGGAGGGCGUGCUGGUUGCGAUUGUGCAACAGUCUAUAGAAUUUGUUCUUUGCUAUUUGGAGAAAUCUGGAUUCGAUAGUGAUGAUCUAGGAAUUCAGAACAACAUGAUACAUCUUUUAGAGAUGGCUUUGGUUGAUGGAAUAAAUAUGGUAGCAGACAUGUUGCAACCUACAACUGCUAGUGCCUUGGUAGAUAUGUUGCCGAUGGUUGAUGAUUGUUGUGGUACUUUUGUGGACGACUACAAAAAAUGCCAUCUUGAAGGCUUCAGAUGCUCAAAAGAAAGAAAAUCAAUGGACUGGCUUCUAAAGACUUUGGCAUCUGAACGGGUGCCUCAUGAUAGGCAAGAAUCUGGAUUCAUUGAACAGACAUAUUAUCAAUAUCUUAAUAAUUUUGUCUUUCUAUCCCAGCACUGGGCCAUUGUCCAUGGAAAAUGCACUUCACGCUUGAUCUUGCUAUGCAAUAAGCUAGCUAAAGUAAAAGAUAUAUUUGAUGAGCGGGCAGUGAGUCAAAAUUUUCGAAGGAGACUGUCAUUCAUUCUGAGGAUCUUAAAGAUACUUGGAAGUCUUUUGAAGGAUGUUCCAUAUGUUGAAUAUGAUGCUUCAUUGAUGACAGCAGUUGCCACAUUUUCUGAUACUCUGUCUAAUUUGUUUAGAAUUAAAUUUGAGUUUGUAAAUACCUAUGCUACUACCGAGGGAAGUUUUGACAGCAUUAUUUUAAUGGUUCUAGAAGAAUUUCUUCAAAGUGUUCAGGUUAUUUUUGGUAAUAGCAAUGUUACUCAGAAUAUCCAAACAUGUAUUAUAGCAACUAUAUUGGAGAAUUUGGAUUCUUCUGUAUGGACAUAUGACAAAUCUGCUCAAAAUUUGAAGCCCCCUUUAGCUUACUUCCCCCGAUUUGUUGUUUAUACACUGAAACUUGUUAAUGAUCUGAAAAGACAGAAGCAUCUGAUUCCUCUUGACUGGAAAGACUUUGAUGUGGAACUUGGCAGUUGUACUGACUCACAGAAUGGUUCUCCUUCGUGCCUUGUUCAUCAGGAGUCUGUUCCUUUGCUGAAGGGAUAUGCUUUUGAAGAGCUUCUAAAAAUGAUAUUUCCUGUGUCAAGCCAGUGGGUUGCCAAUCUGAUGCAACUUGCUUUGUUCCUUCAUUCUGAAGGACUGAAAUUAAGGCCAAAAAUGGAAAGGUCCCAAUCUAGUCUGGCAAAAGUUGCUGGAACAUCUGAAGUUGAAAAUGCAGUAUGCCAUGAGGAUGAGGCUCUUUUUGGAGAUCUUUUUUCGGAGACUGGGCGCUCUGUUGGAUCCACGGAUGGAUGUGAACAACCACCUGUUGCUUCUUUAGUUUCUAGUUCGAGCUAUCAAAAUAUGCCAAUGCAAGCUGCUACAGAACUUCUGAACUUCCUUAAAACUUGCAUAUUCUCUGCUGAGUGGCAUCCUUCUCUUUAUGCCGAGGCCUGCAACAAACUUAGUAGUAGAGAGAUUGAUAUUUUGCUUUCCCUACUCAAUUGUCAGGGCUGUGGUUCCGAAGAUAAUAUGUCUGAUAGUUGUACCUUGUUACAUGAAGAUGGGAAGAUUGGGCAUAUCCCUGAUCUGUGCUUUGAUCUUUUAAACAACCUUCUCACUAACCAUGCUUUGAGUGAUUCACUUGAAGACUACCUUGUGGAUAAAAUCCUAACUGUUGAGAAUGGUUCCUUUAGUUAUAAUGAUAGGACCCUGACCCUGCUUGCUCACACAUUGUUUUGUAGGGUUGGUUCUUCUGGUAGUCAGUUAAGAACUAAGAUUUGUAGUGUUUAUGUUGCCUUUGUUGUUGAGAAGGCAAAAACUAUUAGUUCAAAUUGCCCAAGCAUCAAUGAUCUUGUUGGUACUCUUCCCUCGUUGUUUCACAUUGAGGUAGUUCUUAUGGCAUUCCACUUGUCUUCUGAAGAUGAAAAGGCAGUGAUGGCAAAAUUAUUCUUUUCUACCCUCAAAGAAGUUGCUAAUUCAACAUUAGAUUUGAGCAGCACGCUGUUAACAUGUUGGGCUUUAGUAGUUUCAAGGUUGAUCUUAAUUCUUCGUCAUAUGAUAUUUCACCAACAGACUUGUCCAACAUCAUUGCUCAUAGAUGUGCGAUCUAAGUUGAGGGAAGCACCAGUUUCUGGCUCAUUUAUGCCAACUAAAGUUAAUGAUCACAUGUCAUCUUGGUCAUCGGCUGCAUUUAAAAACAUUGCAGGUGGAUUGAUUGGAGAGGAAGCUUUUGUUAGUAGCUUGAUUGGACACCUAAUUGAUAUAUCUGGGUCCUCUGUUUCAGUUGUUAGGGAUGAUUUGGCAAUUGAGAACAUAGCUUUGAAUUGGGAGGAGAUAUAUUUUACAUAUUCUCUGAUUCUGGGGUUUUGGAGAGGUAAAAUAGCCACUGCUGUUGAAGAUCUAAUUGUUGAGAGAUAUGUUUUCUCCCUUUGUUGGGAUAUUCCAUAUGUUGGCUCUGAAGCAGAGCAUCCAAUUAUAUCUUGGGAUCAAGACCACCCAGUGGAUCCAUCUAAUAUGUUGCAUUUUUUCCAUUUCAGCCACUUACUCCUUGGCCAUCCAGAGGGCAUUGGGAAGUUCACUAUCUCUCCAGAUGUUAUAUUGAGUCUGCUUCAGCAUUUAAAUGCUUUGCCCAUACCAGAAGGCAUUGAGCAAUUAGGUUGGUAUUUUCUCAGAAAUGGAAUGUGGCUGUCUCUGGUUCUCUCCUUCACUAAUGUUGGCAUAUGGAGAUAUUGCAUGGACAAUGCUAUUUCUGGACAUGGUCUAACCUGGACUGAGAAUGCUUUGGGGGAUGAGAAAUAUGUUAAACUUGCUGGAAGCAUGGUUUCCUCCAUGAUUGAGACUGGUCAAUUUGUAUCCCUUAUAAGGCUGUUCUCAUCGUUGCUGAACAAGUAUUUACAUGUUUAUCAGAAUGCUUUCCUUGAUAUCCUCAGUAACAAGCAAAAGCAGGCUCCUGGAUUUUCAUCAUUCUUGCUUCUGAAACAUACUGAAAUUGACCAAAGCCUACAGGAUGAGCUCUUGGAGAGGAGUGGUUCCAAUGCAGGUGAGCUGCAGUCUGUUCUUAGCCUCAUAUCAAGGUUGGAUGCGGUUGUUGAUAAAAAAGUUUCUGGAGUUCUUUCUAGAGCUUCUUGGGAGUGCUUAUUGCAUGGUUUUCCUUUUCAUCUCUCUACUCAUAGUGCUACUAUGUUUUCUUGUGUCCUUAGCAUAAGAGGAAUUAUCUGUGUCUUUGAUGGGAUAGUUAGAAUUAAAGAAGUGGGAAGACUUAUUAACUUGGAGACUGAAGUCCUUGGACAAGUUUUUGAUGCAGUAACGAUCAUCAAGUAUGAUAGGAUCUUUGAAAGUGUUCAUGGGAAAUGUGACACUAUCUAUCACAGCUUGAGUGCUGAACUGGAAUUGUCAUGUUAUGAAAACUUAAUUCUAAUGAAGCAAAUGGAAGGGUUUCUGAAGGAUGUCAAUGCUGGAGGAGCAAGUGAUUGCAGUGUUCGUGAAUGGAUAAUCUGCAAAAUUAUUGAGAUAUUAAACAGCCUAAGAAAACACCCUUCAAAGUCUGUUAUAUUUCAUUUUUAUCUUGGUGUUGAAAAUGUGCCAGAGAAGAUGAAUAGGCUUUUGCAGUUGCAUCUUGGUGACUGUUUGGUCCUAAUUGAUUCUCUAGAUUCCUGCUUCUCUGAAUCAGUGAAUGUGAAGGUUCUUGGGUUCUUUGUGGAUCUUUUGUCUGGUGAGCAAUUUCCUGCCCUCAGAUUGAGGAUACAAAGGAGAUUUCUUGACAGAGAGAUAGAUUGUGUAUCUAAGUGGUUGGAGAAGAGGCUUUUAGGAAGCAUAGUGAAAUCAGAUUGUGGGGUGAACUGUGCAAAGGGGAGCUCCAUUUCUCUUAGGGAGUCAACAAUGAAUUUUAUUCUGUGUCUUGUAUCACCACCCUCUGAACAACAAUCAAAAGAAAUGCAAAAUCAUAUUUUUAAUUCUGCACUGCUGUCACUUGACUCCGCUUUUUUGUUGUUUGAUAUACAUGUAGCAAAGUCUUUUUUCAAUUUCAUUGUUCAAAUUUCUAGAGGAGAGUUCUUGAUGAAACAGCUUUUGAUGAGGACUGUAAUGUUGAUGGAGAAACUGGUGGCUAAUGAAAAUCUGCUUCCAGGACUGAAGUUUUUAUUUGGCUUUAUUGAAACUGUCUUGAGUGAUAGUGGAUCUGGUAAAAUUUCCCUGCAAAAGACAACCAAGAAGUGUUCUUCUGGCAAUAGUCUUGGGGUAGGACCUGCUUCUGCUCGCCUGGUUGGAUCUAGAAAAAAUUCCGAGUCAUUUAUCCUUUCUGCCAAUCAAGAAGGGGGGUCAGCCUCUCUUGAAUGUGAUGCAACUUCUGUAGAUGAGGAUGAGGAUGAUGCAACUUCUGAUGGAGAGGUUCUUAGCAUAGAUAAGGACGAUGAAGAGGAUGCUAACAGUGAAAGAGCCCUUGCCUCUAAAGUUUGCACAUUUACUUCCAGUGGCAGCAAUUUCAUGGAGCAGCAUUGGUAUUUCUGCUAUACAUGUGACCUGACUGUAUCAAAAGGUUGCUGCUCAGUCUGUGCCAAGGUUUGUCAUCGGGGCCAUCGUGUUGUCUAUUCACGUUCAAGUCGGUUCUUUUGUGACUGUGGAGCUGGGGGUGUGAGGGGUAGUAAUUGUCAAUGCCUUAAACCUCGGAAAUUUACUGGAGAUAGCAGUGCACCUGUUCGUGGCUCUAAUACUUUCCAGUCAUUUUUACCCUUCCCAGAGGAUGGAGAUCAGCUGCCGGACAGUGAUUCAGAUUUUGAAGAGGAAAUCAGUUCAGAUGCAGAUAAUUCGCUCAGAUUAUGUAUUCCAAAAGAGAUACAAGAAGGCAUUCUAUUGUUGUUGGAAGAACUGGAUAUUGAGAGUCGGGUGCUCAAUCUUUGCUCUUCUUUGCUGCCGUUUAUACUUAGCAGACGAGACUCUCACCAUUCCAAGGAUAAGAGAAUCUGUUUGGGUGAAGACAAGGUGAUUUCUCAUGGCAUUGAUCUCUUGCAAUUGAAAAAAGCAUAUAAAAGUGGAUCAUUUGAUCUCAAGAUAAAGGUUGAUUAUUCAAAUGCCAAAGAACUUAAAUUACAUUUGGCAAGUGGUUCUCUUGUGAAGUCCUUACUCAGUGUGAGUGUACGUGGACGACUUGCUGUUGGUGAAGGUGAUAAAGUUGCUAUAUAUGAUGUUGGACAGUUGAUUGGUCAAGCCACCAUUGCACCUGUGACAACUGACAAGAACAAUGUGAAACCUCUUUCUAAAAAUAUUGUUCGCUUUGAAAUUGUACAACUUGCAUUCAAUCCUGUGGUUGAGAACUAUCUUCUUGUAGCAGGUUAUGAGGAUUGCCAGGUCCUGACAUUAAAUCCUCGUGGUGAAGUGAUUGACCGCCUUGCCAUUGAGCUACCUUUGCAAGGUGCAUAUAUUAGACGGGUGGAUUGGGUUCCAGGGUCACAAGUUCAAUUAAUGGUUGUGACUAACAGAUUUGUUAAGAUAUAUGACCUGUCCUUGGACAAUAUCAGUCCAAUGCACUACUUCACUUUGUCAGAUGACAUGAUUGUGGAUGCAGUUCUUUGUCCAGCGUCCCAAGGAAGAAUGUUUCUUCUUGUUCUUUCAGAAAAUGGAAACAUAUUCAGGUUGGAGUUGUCGAUCAAAGGGAAUGUUGGGGCUGUGCCAUUGAAAGAACUUGUACAACUACAGGGAAAAGAGAUUCAUGCAAAGGGAUCAUCAUUGUACUUCUCUUCAACUUAUAAGCUACUCUUCGUAUCUUUUCAAGAUGGCACCACACUGGUAGGUCGCCCAAGCCCCAAUGCAGCCUCUCUAGUUGAGAUCUCUUCUGUAUAUGAGGAACAAGAAAGUAAGCUGCGGCCUGCUGGGGUACAUCAUUGGAAAGAAUUGCUGGCUGGAAGUGGGUUAUUUGUUUGCUUAUCAACAUUGAAAUCAAAUUCUGCACUUACUGUCUCAAUGGGGGAAUAUGAGAUAAUUGCUCAGUGUAUGCGGCAUUCAGUGGGUUCAACCUCUCCUAUAGUUGGUAUGACUGCAUAUAAACCACUAUCAAAGGAUAAAAUCCACUGUCUUGUCUUGCAUGAUGAUGGUAGCCUUCAAAUAUAUUCUCACGCUCCAGCAGGUGUGGAUGCCAGUGGGAUCGCAGCAUCUGAGAAAGUUAAGAAACUGGGUUCUGGAAUCCUCAAUAAAGCCUAUGCUGGUACAAAUCCUGAAUUUCCUCUUGAUUUCUUUGAGAAGACUGUGUGUAUUACACCAGAUGUGAAGCUGGGUGGUGAUGCUGUCAGAAAUGGAGAUUCUGAAGGAGCUAAACAGAGUUUGGUAAAUGAGGAUGGUUUUCUUGAAAGCCCCAGUCCUUCAGGUUUUAAGAUAUCUGUCUUCAAUUCAAAUCCUGAUAUAGUCAUGGUUGGUUUUCGAGUUCAUGUGGGAAAUACAUCAGCAAGUCACAUACCUUCUAGCAUUUCUAUUUUCCAAAGGGUUGUUAAAUUAGAUGAAGGAAUGAGGUCCUGGUAUGAUAUUCCAUUUACAGUUGCAGAGUCUCUUCUUGCAGAUGAAGAAUUUACAAUCUCAGUUGGGCCAACCUUUAAUGGCUCAACACUCCCCAGAAUAGACUCACUCGAAGUUUAUGGCCGAGCUAAAGAUGAAUUUGGUUGGAAAGAGAAAAUGGAUGCAAUUUUAGAUAUGGAAGCAAGAGUACUUGGUUCAAAUUCAUCACUUGGUGGAUCUGGAAAGAAGCGCCGAUCAAUGCAGUCUGCUCCUAUGCAGGAGCAAGUAAUAGCAGAUGGGCUUAAGCUAAUUACGAAGUUUUAUUCAUCAUGUAGGCAACAGGAUUGUUCAAGGUUUGAGGAAGCCAGAACAGAACUUGGGAAACUCAAGUGCAAGUCAUUACUAGAAACAAUAUUUGAAUGUGACAGGGAACCAAUUCUGCAGGCUUCAGCUAGUUGUGUCUUACAGGCAGUUUUUCCCAAGAAAGAGAUAUACCAUCAAGUCAAGGAUACCAUGCGACUUCUUGGGGUGGUAAAAUCCUCCUCACUACUAUCCUCAAGGCUUGGGCUAGGUGGUACUGCAGGAAGUUGGAUCAUCGAAGAGUUCACCACCCAGAUGCGUGCAGUCUGUAAGAUUGCAUUGCAACGUCGCUCAAAUUUAGCAACAUUUCUGGAGACAAAUGGCUCAGAAGUGGUGGAUGCACUUAUGCAAGUUUUAUGGGGAAUUUUGGACUUUGAACAGCCUGACACACAAACCAUGAACAACAUUGUUAUGUCUGCAGUUGAACUUAUUUAUUGCUAUGCUGAAUGCUUGGACCUACAGGGAAAAGAUGCGGGAGUGCAUUCUGUUGCACCUGCUGUUGUAUUACUCAAGAAGCUUCUCUUUUCGUCCAACGAGGCUGUUCAAACUGCUAGCAGUUUGGCCAUAUCUUCAAGAUUGCUUCAGGUUCCUUUUCCAAAGCAGACCAUGUUGACUACAGAUGAUGCUGUUGAGAGUGUAGUGUCAGUUCCUGGCCCUGCUGACCCAAGUACAGGAAAUAACCAAAUUAUGAUUGAAGAUGACAAUAUCACUUCAUCUGUGCAAUAUUGCUGUGACGGUUGCUCUACAGUACCUAUACUAAGGCGAAGAUGGCAUUGUACUGUUUGUCCUGAUUUUGACUUGUGUGAGGCUUGUUAUGAACUAGAUGCAGAUCGACUUCCUCCACCACAUUCUAGAGAUCAUCCUAUGACGGCGAUACCAAUUGAAGUGGAUUCAGUAGGUGAUGGCAAUGAAUUUCACUUUACAGCUGACGAUGUUAGUGACCAGAACCUGCUGCCUGUACCUGCUGAUAGCAACAUGCAGAAUUCUUCUCCAUCCAUUCAUGUCUUGGAACCUAAUGAUUCUGGGGAUUUUGCUGCUUCAUUAACUGAUCCUAUCUCAAUCUCUGCUUCAAAACGGGCCAUAAAUUCUUUACUUCUUUCUGAGCUUCUUGAACAGUUGAGAGGAUGGAUGGAUACGACCUCUGGAGUUCAGGCAAUCCCUGUUAUGCAGCUUUUCUACAGGUUGUCAUCUGCUGUAGGUGGACCUUUCAUAGACAGCUCAAAGCCAGACAGCUUAGAUUUAGAAAAACUAAUCAAGUGGUUUUUGGAUGAGAUAAAGCUCAACAGGCCAUUUGAAGCCAGAACCCGUUCAUCAUUUGGGGAAGUUGCAAUCCUGGUCUUCAUGUUUUUCACAUUGAUGCUUAGAAACUGGCAUCAGCCUGGUAGUGACAGUUCCAUGCCAAGACAGACUGGAACUUCUGACAUGCAUGAUAAAAACGUAAUCCAUUUUUCAUCAUCCACCUCAGCCAGUUCCAAGACUUCACUAGAUGACCAAGAGAAGACUGACUUUGCAUCACAACUGCUUCGAGCUUGUGAUUCGCUUAGGCAGCAAUCUUUUGUAAACUAUUUAAUGGAUAUACUGCAGCAGCUAGUGUAUGUUUUCAAAUCUCCUGUUAACAAUGAAGGUGUGCAUAGUAAUGCCGGGCCUGGAUGUGGGGCUCUCCUAACAGUCCGUAGAGAUUUACCAGCUGGUAAUUUUUCACCUUUCUUUUCUGAUUCGUAUGCCAAAGUGCAUCGCACAGAUAUCUUUAUGGACUAUCACAGGCUUUUGCUAGAGAAUGCUUUCCGAUUGGUUUACACCCUUGUUCGGCCAGAAAAGCAUGAAAAAACUGGGGAAAAGGAAAAGGUCUACAAGUUAUCAUAUGGUAAGGAUUUAAAGCUUGAUGGUUAUCAAGAUGUUCUCUGCAGCUACAUCAACAAUCCUCACACCAAUUUUGUAAGAAGAUAUGCCAGGAGGCUUUUCCUGCAUCUGUGUGGAAGCAAGUCUCAUUAUUACAGUGUUCGAGACUCUUGGCAAUUCUCUAGUGAAGCCAAGAGACUUUAUAAACACAUAAACAAAUCUGGUGGUUUUCAAAAUAAUCCCAUCCCAUAUGAAAGAAGUGUAAAGAUUGUGAAAUGCCUCUCCACUAUGGCAGAAGUUGCAGCUGCACGGCCUCGGAACUGGCAGAAGUACUGUUUAAGGCAUGGAGAUAUUUUGUCUUUUCUGAUGAAUGGAAUAUUUUAUUUCGGUGAAGAGUCUGUUAUUCAGACUCUUAAACUUCUCAAUUUUGCCUUCUAUACAGGAAAAGAUAUUGGUCACACUACGCAAAAGAUGGAGUCUGGAGACAUAAGUUCAAACAAAUCAAGCAUUGCAUCUCAGGAAUCAAAGAAAAAAAAGAAGGGUGAAGAUGGAGCUGAAUCUGGUUCUGAGAAGUCCUAUUUGGAUAUGGAGGCAGCAGUAGAUGUCUUCACUGACAAGAGUAGCAAUAUUUUGAAACAGUUCAUAGAUUGUUUCCUUCUGGAGUGGAAUUCCAUUACUGUGCGUGCAGAAGCUAAGUUAGUUUUAUAUGGUGUCUGGCAUCAUGCCAAACCAACAUUUAAGGAAACCAUGCUAACAGCACUCUUGCAGAAAGUUAAGUUCCUCCCCAUGUAUGGUCAGAAUAUUGUGGAGUAUACAGAACUUGUUUCAUGGUUGCUUGGAAGAUCCCCUGAUACUAGUUCAAAACACAAGAUUUCUGAACUUGUGGACCAAUGCUUGACACCUGAUGUAAUUAGAUGUAUCUUUGAGACACUCCAUUCACAGAAUGAGCUGUUAGCUAACCAUCCAAAUUCUCGCAUAUAUAAUACUUUGAGUGGCUUAGUGGAAUUUGAUGGAUACUAUCUUGAGAGCGAACCUUGUGUUGCCUGCAGCACUCCUGAAGUACCUUACAGCAGGAUGAAGCUAGAUACUCUGAAAUCUGAAACAAAAUUCACUGACAACCGGAUCAUAGUGAAAUGCACUGGGAGUUACACAAUCCAGACUGUGACGAUGAAUGUUCAUGAUGCCAGAAAGUCAAAAUCAGUGAAGGUUUUGAACCUAUACUACAAUAACAGGCCAGUCACUGACUUAUCAGAGUUGAAAAAUAACUGGUCUUUAUGGAAGCGUGCAAAAAGUUGUCAUCUUGCAUUCAAUCAGACAGAACUUAAAGUUGAAUUUUCCAUUCCAAUUACAGCUUGUAACUUUAUGAUUGAACUGGAUUCAUUCUAUGAAAAUCUUCAGGCAUUGUCUCUUGAACCAUUGCAAUGUCCACGUUGUAGUCGUCCAGUCACAGAUAAACAUGGUAUAUGCAGCAAUUGUCAUGAAAAUGCUUAUCAAUGUAGGCAAUGUCGCAACAUCAAUUAUGAGAAUUUGGAUUCUUUUCUAUGCAAUGAGUGUGGAUACAGUAAAUAUGGGCGGUUUGAGUUUAAUUUCAUGGCAAAGCCAAGUUUUACAUUUGAUAAUAUGGAGAAUGAUGAAGAUAUGAAGAAGGGAUUGGCAGCCAUAGAAUCUGAGUCAGAGAAUGCUCAUAGGAGAUACCAGCAACUUUUGGGCUUUAAAAAGCCCUUGCUUAAGAUUGUAUCAAGCAUUGGUGACAGUGAAAUAGACUCUCAACAGAAGGACUCUGUACAGCAAAUGAUGGUUUCUUUACCUGGUCCCUCAUGUAAGAUCAACAGGAAGAUUGCUCUUCUCGGAGUGCUAUAUGGUGAGAAGUGCAAAGCAGCUUUUGAUUCUGUCAGCAAAAGUGUCCAAACACUGCAAGGGCUACGCAAGGUGUUGAUGAAUUAUCUGCACCAGAAGCAUUCUGAUGCCAGUGUGGCUUCAAGAUUUGUGGUUUCCAGAUCUCCAAAUAAUUGCUAUGGCUGUGCAAAUACAUUUGUAACACAAUGUCUGGAACUAUUGCAGGUGCUAGCAAGGCAUCCAAAUUCUAAGAAACAACUUGUUUCAGCUGGCAUUUUGUCUGAGUUGUUUGAGAAUAACAUUCAUCAAGGUGCUAAAGCUGCCCGUGUCCAAGCGAGGACAGUUCUUUGUUCUUUAUCUGAAGGUGAUGUAAAUGCAGUUACUGAGCUGAACAGUCUGAUACAAAAGAAAGUUUUGUACUGCCUUGAGCAUCAUCGCUCCAUGGACAUUGCAGUGACUACACGUGAGGAGUUGUUAUUACUUUCUGAGGUGUGUUCUUUGGCUGAUGAAUUCUGGGAAUCAAGAUUACGUCUUGUGUUUCAAUUAUUGUUUUCUUCAAUCAAGUUAGGUGCCAAGCAUCCUGCCAUAUCUGAGCAUGUCAUUCUUCCUUGUCUGAGAAUUAUAUCUCAGGCAUGCACACCUCCAAAACCUGAUACACCAGACAAAGAGCAAGGCCUUGGGAAAUCUUCUGCAAAUACAAAGGACGAGAGUAAUCAAAAUGUAUCUGGGUCCUUGACUGCUGCUGUCACUGUCAGUGGAACAAAAACAUUUUCAGACUCAUCAGAAAGAAAUUGGGAUGCCACACCCAAGACACGAGAUAUUCAACUAUUGAGCUAUUCAGAAUGGGAGAGGGGAGCUUCCUAUCUUGAUUUUGUUAGAAGGCAAUAUAAAGUGUCUCAGGCUGUCAAAGUUACUGGCCAGAGGUCACGACCCCAAAGGCAUGAUUACCUGGCACUUAAAUAUGCUCUGAGGUGGAAGCGUCGUGCAGGAAAAGCAGCUAAAAGUGACUUAUCUGUCUUUGAGUUGGGAUCCUGGGUUAAAGAACUUGUUUUGAGUGCUUGUUCCCAAUCCAUUAGAUCAGAGAUGUGCACACUCAUAAGCAUGCUUUGUGCUCAAAGUUCAUCCAGAAGAUUUCGAUUGCUGAACCUAGUUGUUUCUUUGUUACCUGCAACACUUUCUGCUGGUGAGAGUGCUGCAGAGUAUUUUGAGUUGCUAUUCAAGAUGGUAGAUUCAGAGGAGGCUCUUUUAUUUUUGACCAUUCGUGGAUGUCUACGGACAAUUUGUAGUCUAAUUACCCAAGAAGUGAGUAAUGUUGAGUCUUUGGAGAGGAGUCUACACAUUGAUAUAACCCAGGGAUUUAUCCUUCACAAACUCAUAGAGCUUCUUGGUAAAUUUUUGGAGGUUCCAAAUAUUAGAUCAAGAUUCAUGCGAGAUGACUUGCUUUCUGAAAUUCUUGAGGCACUUAUUGUAAUUCGUGGCUUGAUAGUUCAAAAGACAAAGUUGAUAAGUGAUUGCAAUCGGCUCCUUAAAGAUCUGUUAGAUAGUCUGCUGCUGGAAAGCAGCGAGAACAAGCGACAAUUCAUUAGGGCGUGCAUCAAUGGUCUGGAAAUACACGGGGAGGAAAGAAAGGGGCGUGCUUGUCUGUUUAUCUUGGAGCAACUCUGCAAUGUGAUCUGCCCCUCAAAACCAGAGCCUGUAUAUUUGUUGGUCCUGAACAAAGCACAUACGCAGGAAGAGUUCAUAAGGGGAUCAAUGACUAAGAAUCCGUAUUCGAGUGUUGAAAUUGGCCCAUUAAUGCGUGAUGUUAAGAACAAGAUCUGCCAUCAGUUGGAUUUGUUAGGUCUUCUUGAGGAUGACUAUGGAAUGGAAUUGUUAGUUGCUGGCAAUAUUAUCUCUCUUGAUUUGAGCAUUGCACAAGUUUAUGAGCAAGUCUGGAAGAAAUCAAAUCAAUCAUCAAACAUUACUAAUUCCAACUUGUUAUCUCCAAAUGCUGUCAACUCAUCCAGAGAUUGCCCACCCAUGACAGUGACUUAUCGGCUCCAGGGAUUGGAUGGUGAAGCAACUGAGCCUAUGAUUAAAGAGUUGGAGGAAGAUAGAGAGGAGUCUCAGGAUCCAGAGGUUGAGUUUGCCAUAGCAGGUGCUGUUCGUGAGUGUGGUGGACUGGAGAUACUAUUGGAUAUGAUUCAGCGUCUGCGAGAUGAUUUCAAGUCCAAUCAAGAGCAACUGGUUGCAGUUCUUAAUCUUCUUAUGUACUGUUGCAAAAUCAGAGAAAACAGACGAGCUUUGUUGAAGUUAGGAGCUUUAGGUUUGCUUCUUGAGACUGCAAGGCGAGCUUUCUUUGUGGAUGCCAUGGAGCCAGCUGAAGGCAUACUGUUGAUUGUUGAAAGUCUGACUUUAGAAGCAAAUGAAAGUGACAAUAUAAGCAUCACACAAAGUGCCCUCACUGUCACUAGUGAAGAAGCUGGGACAGGUGAACAAGCUAAAAAGAUAGUUCUUAUGUUCUUGGAGAGAUUGUCUCAUCCAUUGGGCCUUAAGAAAUCAAACAAACAGCAGAGGAACACAGAGAUGGUUGCUCGAAUAUUGCCUUACUUGACCUAUGGUGAACCUGCCGCAAUGGAAGCUCUUAUCCAGCAUUUUAGUCCUUACUUGCAAGAUUGGGGUUCAUUUGACCACUUGCAGAAAGAACAUCUGAAUAAUCCAAAGGAUGAUAAUAUUGCUCAGCAAGCUGCAAAGCAGAGGUUCACACUGGAAAAUUUUGUUAGGGUUUCAGAGUCACUCAAGACAAGUUCCUGUGGAGAGAGAUUAAAGGACAUUAUACUAGAGAAGGGUAUAACUAAAACUGCAAUGACACAUUUGAAAGAUAACUUUGCCAAUGCAGGGCAGGCUGGCUUUAAGAACAGUGCUGAGUGGGCACAGGGUUUAACGCUGCCAUCUGUCCCGCUUAUAUUGUCUAUGCUGAGAGGUUUGUCAAUGGGGCAUCUGCUCACUCAAAAGUGUAUUGAUGAGGAAGGUAUCUUACCCUUGUUGCAUGCCUUGGAAGGAGUUUCAGGAGAAAAUGAAAUUGGGGCUAGGGCUGAAAAUUUGUUGGACACGCUAUCUAACAAGGAGGGAAAAGGAGAUGGAUUCUUGGAGGAGAAGGUGUCUAAUCUGCGGCAUGCAACUAAGGAUGAAAUGAGACGCAGGGCUUUGCGAAGGAGAGAGGAAUUGCUUCAGGGGCUUGGAAUGCGUCAAGAACUAUCUUCAGAUGGAGGUGAACGCAUUGUCAUUGCUCGGCCUGUCCUUGAAGGUUUAGAAGAUGUCCAGGAGGAGGAGGAUGGGUUGGCAUGCAUGGUAUGCCGGGAAGGAUACAGUUUAAGACCAGCUGAUUUACUGGGUGUGUACUCUUAUAGUAAGCGUGUGAAUAUUGGUGUUGGUUCUUCGGGAAGUGCUCGUGGAGGAGACUGUGUAUACACCACCGUUAGUUACUUCAAUAUUAUUCAUUUCCAGUGCCAUCAAGAGGCCAAAAGAGCUGAUGCUGCUUUGAAGAAUCCGAAGAAAGAGUGGGAUGGAGCAACACUUAGAAAUAAUGAAUCUCUCUGUAAUUCUUUAUUCCCUGUCAGAGGUCCAUCUGUUCCUCUGGCACAGUAUAUUCGCUAUGUUGACCAGUAUUGGGACAACCUUAAUGCACUUGGACGUGCUGAUGGGAGUAGGCUCCGCCUGCUGACUUAUGACAUUGUUCUGAUGUUAGCUCGGUUUGCAACUGGAGCAUCUUUCAGUGUUGAUUGCCGAGGUGGUGGACGGGAAAGUAAUUCUCGGUUCCUCCCAUUUAUGAUCCAAAUGGCACGCCAUCUCCUUGAUCAAGGCAGCCCAUCCCAGCGUCGAAGCAUGGCCAGAGCUGUAUCAGCAUACAUAUCCUCGUCCUCAUCAGAUGUCAGACCCUCUUCUCCAUCUGGAACCCAACCAACACCGGGGACAGAAGAAACUGUCCAAUUUAUGAUGGUGAACUCAUUUCUCUCGGAGUCUUAUGAGUCUUGGUUGCAGCAUCGCCGUGCUUUUCUGCAGCGCGGAAUUUACCAUGCAUACAUGCAGCAGACACAUUCUCGGUCCACUGUUCGUACACCAUCCGUUUCAGCUCCUUCACAUGGGGUGGACUCUGGAAGUAUGGGCCAAAGUGCUUCAACAGAAACAGGGCAGAAUGGUCUUUUGUCUAUUAUUCGUCCAAUGCUUGUCUAUACAGGCUUGAUUGAGCUGUUACAACAUUUCUUCAAGGUCAAGAAAUCAACAAUUGCAACACCUGUCAGGACUGAAGGGGCUUCAUCUACAAUAGAAAGUGAAGAUGAAAGUGGAAACCUGGAAUGUUGGGAAGUGGUGAUGAAAGAGCGACUCUUUAAUGUGAAAGAGCUCCUCGGAUUCCCCAAGGAGAUGCUGUCAUGGCUUGAUGAGAUUAAUUCUACCAAUGACUUGCAGGAGGCCUUUGACAUUGUUGGGGUUCUAGCUGAGGUGUUGUCCGGUGGGUUCACCCGCUGUGAAGACUUUGUGCAGGCUGCUAUUAAUGCUGGCAAAAGCUGAAGAUUUUGUCUCUCUUUUCAAACAAUGAAAUAUCAACAGCAUUUCAUAUAUUACGAGGGAAUGUAAAACGCUUGGCUACUUUGUUCUUUCGAAUGUAUGAAGCUAAUGGAAAAUUUAAGGGCUGAUAUUGUGAUGGU
Cajanus cajan (pigeon pea) is the source of this 15671-nucleotide messenger RNA. NCBI's taxonomy places the organism in Eukaryota, Viridiplantae, Streptophyta, Magnoliopsida, Fabales, Fabaceae. The record is from RefSeq and is a predicted model, not a curated record.